GCUCCAAUCAGUCGGCCGCUUGCUUUCAGCCAGUGCAGAGGUUGUCGCGUGUUUGCCAUCCGCUUUUAAGAUAUUAAAACGUGUGUGCGACGAAAUUAUUGAAAAACGCCGACGCUCGUACACCUCGACAACGACAUUGAUGGCUUACAAUCUGGGUACCUAUUAAACGGGGGCUCAGUGUGCGGGCGUGUCGCGCAACUUGAAUAUAUAUCCAUGUAUAUGUAUAUAUCAAUAUAUAUAAAACCCGUUCAGUUUUAGUUUUUUUGCGUGGUAAUAACUAAAACUCCGGCGCCAGGUCACAUUCGUUAUCAGAUAAUCACACGAGAGAAGCUAAACAGUCAGAAAAAGCGAUUUCUGUUGAAAUUAUGUAAUUGACUAUGAAAAGCAAAAACUAUAAGCAAUAGCAAUCAAAACAAAGCUUGUGCGUGAUAAACAAAAAUCAAAGAAAAUAAAAUAAUAUUUAAAUAAUUAAAAUAAAAACAAAGAAAAGCCGGAGUAUGCAGAAUUCACCUUCUUCUUGUGCCUGGUACUUGCCUUGGAGCUUGGCUGCUCAGCAGCAUCAUCACAAGCUGUUGGCCAUGCAGACGCCCUUUGCGGAUAAGGUGCCGCCAGGUGCACUAUACGCUGCACAGCCGCAAAUGCAUCAGCAGCAGCAGCAGCAACAACAACAACAGCAACAGCAGCAGCAACAGCAGCAGCAUCUGCUUCAGCAACAGCCGCAACAGCAUUCACCUAACACUGCAGCAGCACCGCCUACAAACUAUCAGCAACCAGCGCUGCAUCCAAGCGCUGGCACCCAUUUUCCCUUGGCGCCUGGCUAUAAUUUCAAUCAGCCGCUGCUGAAUACUGGCCAGACGAGCAGCUAUGCAGGACAGGCUCAUCCGUCGCACAGUCACUCGCAGACGCAUCUGCUGCAGUCCUCGAUGUUUUCGCCACUUUCGCUGAGCGCCUACUAUUCGGCCGCAGCAGCAGCGGCGGCUGCUGCAGGAGCUAAUCAUGCGAAUGCUGUUGCCGCGUUUGGUGGCGUUCCCUUGUCCGCGCAGCAGGCUCUGUUGGCUGCUGCCUCUGUAGCUGGCUCAGCGGGUAUGCCGCAAUCGCCGCCGGUCCAAGUGCCGGUGCAAAUGCCCGUACAAGUGCCCGUAUCGGUGCCACGUCCAGCACCGCCGCCCGCGUGUGCUUUGGUGCAGCCAUUGAAUUGCAUGCCUCAGGAUCUGCAGCAUCUCUCUUCCAUUAAUCUAAACCUGGGCAACGUGAUGGCCCUGCGAAAUCAUGGAGCUGCCGCCACCGCCGGGCUCACAUCCAUCAAAGCACUACCAAAUCCAGCUUCUCUAACUAUUAACAGAAAGCUGACAAACGUUAGCGAACUGGAAAAACAAAAGGUAAAAAUACCUGAGAAGCGAAAAACAGAGGACACGGAACAAAUUAAAGAUUUGAAAAAGGCAAAGCUGGAGACAAAGGCUUUGAAGGCUAAACGACCUGGAUUUACUGAUGAAAGAUAUCAGGAGACCUCCUACUAUAUAGAAAAUGGUCUGCGAAAAGUGUAUCCGUAUUACUUCACUUUCACUACCUUUACGAAGGGCCGUUGGGUGGGCGAAAAGAUACUCGAUAUAUUUUCCAAGGAGUUUCGUGCACAUCCAGCUGAGGAAUAUGAGCGCUGCAUACAGACCGGCACACUGACCGUUAAUUUCGAGAAGGUGCCCAUUGACUAUCGGCUGAAACACAAUGAUCUAUUGGCUAACAUCGUGCACAGACACGAAGUACCCGUCACUUGCCAACCAAUCACAAUAGUGCAUAUGGAUGAGGACAUUGUGGUUGUUAAUAAGCCAGCCUCUAUACCAGUGCAUCCAUGUGGUCGAUACAGGCAUAAUACUGUAGUCUUUAUACUUGCCAAGGAAUUCAAUCUGAAGAAUCUACGCACAAUUCAUCGCCUUGAUCGGCUUACAUCCGGUCUCUUGUUGUUCGGACGUAGUCCGAAGAAGGCGCGCCAAAUGGAGCAGCAGAUUCGCAAUAGACAAGUGGAGAAGGAAUACAUCUGUCGAGUUGAAGGCGUUUUCCCAGAUGGUGUCGUGGAAUGCAAAGAGCCCAUUGAGGUGGUCAGCUAUAAGAUAGGCGUAUGUAAGGUAUCUCAGAAGGGCAAAGAUUGCACCACAACUUUCCAGAAGCUCUCACAGAAUGGAAAAACCAGUGUGGUGCUCUGCAAGCCACUCACGGGGCGAAUGCAUCAAAUACGUGUUCACCUGCAAUAUUUAGGCUUUCCUAUACUUAAUGAUCCCCUGUAUAACCACGAGGUGUUUGGGCCUCUCAAAGGACGCGCUGGCGACAUUGGCGGCAAGACGGACGAUGAACUUAUACGGGAUCUCAUUAAUAUUCAUAACGCUGAAAAUUGGUUGGGCAUAGACUGUGACUCGGACAUAUCAUUGUUUAAGAAUACUAAAGAUGAAACUGAUCUGGAAAGCCUGAGCAGUGAUCAAACGUUUGCCGUGCACCACAGCGAUGAUGACGUGGGUGCAAACUCAAGGGAGACAACGCCCCCAUGCUUGGAGAACCAACAAAGCACAGAAGCCAUCAAACAGCUGCACUCUACAAAUAGCAGUCCAGUGUUCGCGGCCAAAGCUGAUGUAACAGCCGAGCUGCCAAUCCCGAAUGGAGCAUCCGCGGAUCUGGCCUUGGCGUCCGAUAAAGUAGUCAUUGAUAAGCAUUGCUAUGAGUGUAAGGUGCACUAUAGAGACCCCAAGCCUAAGGAUCUGGUCAUGUACUUGCAUGCCUGGAAGUACAAGGGUCCUGGAUGGGAGUACGAAACUGAGCUGCCGAGCUGGGCGCUGACCGAAUGGGAUGAUGGCGACUUAAACUCUGACAAAGCUGUAAAUUAAAAUAAUACUUUAAAUCGAUUGUAUUCGUAGCUCUAUUUAUAAUAUGCCUUAGUUAUCAAGUAUCGCAGAUCAAAUCAAACGAAACGAUGAACCAAAACAAAACAGUGCAAUAAACAAUGACCAAUCUUUGAUAAACCAAA
Molecule: messenger RNA, 3010 nt
Organism: Drosophila hydei
Lineage: Eukaryota; Metazoa; Arthropoda; Insecta; Diptera; Drosophilidae
Gene: RluA-1
Product: RNA pseudouridylate synthase domain-containing protein 2
Exons: 11
Coding region: 498-2870 (790 amino acids)
Biological process (GO): pseudouridine synthesis
Molecular function (GO): pseudouridine synthase activity; RNA binding
Source: RefSeq, a predicted model, not a curated record